AACACGAAGAAGCCACCAGCACGACCGCCACGACAUCCCGAGAGUCAGACAUCAAAGCGUCAUCUAAAAACACGCCAGCAAGUUUUGACGGACAUGCGCCGGCAGGCCGUCUGCGCGUGCCUGAUGCUGGCCGCGGCAUCGGCGCUCAGCCUAUCAGUCUUCUCCAGGCCGCCCGAGGCUCACAUGCUGCUGCGCUCGCGCCGCGCCAACUCUUUCCUGGAGGAGCUCAAGCCGCCGUCCAUGGAGCGCGAGUGCGUGGAGGAGACAUGCGAGUUCGAGGAGGCGCGCGAGAUCUUUAAGGUUCGAGAAGCCACGCUGGAGUUCUGGACGGUGUACAAAGACGGCAACCAGUGCGAAUCCAACAGCUGUGUCCACGGGAGGUGCGUGGACAUACUGCAAGAUUACGUGUGCACCUGUGACCAAGGAUACGAGGGAAAGUACUGCCAACACGCUCUAUCAGCCACCAACUGCAGCGUGAACAACGGCGACUGCGACCACGAGUGCACCGAGAGGGAGGAUGGCCUGAGGCGGACAUGCGGUUGCGUGGACGGCUACAAGCUGCACGACGACGGCAAGACCUGCGUCGCCAAAGGGUCGUCGUCGUGCGGGCAGCUGCUGAUCGGACGUUCGUCCUACGCCCGGCCCGUUGAUGGCCUCAUGCCCUGGAUGGUGGGCGGGGAGGUGGGCAAGAAGGGCGAGAGUCCUUGGCAGGUCCUGCUGCAGAAUUCCAAAGGUCGUUUCCACUGCGGCGGCGUGCUGAUUGACCAGAACUGGGUCUUGACGGCCGCCCACUGUCUGGAAAACAACCUGCGCUUCCGAGUGCGACUGGGCGACUACGAGCGUUUCCGCGACGAGGGCACCGAGGUGAUGCUGAAAGUCAGCAAUGCCGUCCCGCACCCCGACUACGACAGCACCACGGUGGACAACGACAUCGCUCUCCUGCGCCUGGAGAGCCCGGCGCCCUUCUCCGACUACAUCCUGCCGGCGUGCCUGCCGGGCCGCGGGCUGGCCGAGCGGGUCCUCCACCGCAACGGUACCGAGACGGUGGUGACGGGCUGGGGCAAGGAAAGCCAGGAGAGCCAGCGCUUCAGCUCGGCGCUCAACGUCAUCCGGGUGCCGCUGGUCAGCCGCGAGGUGUGCGCCGCCCACAUGUCGCACAACAUCUCCGACAACGUGCUGUGCGCCGGCGUCCUCGGUCAGAGUAUGGACGCCUGCGAGGGCGACAGCGGGGGCCCCAUGGUGACGCUGCACGCUGACACCUGGUUCUUGGUGGGCCUGGUGUCCUGGGGCGAGGGCUGUGGGCGCCGGGACAGGCUGGGCAUCUACACCAAGGUGUCCAACUACAACAAGUGGAUUGAUCGCGUGCGCCAGGACUGGGACAGAAGUUCGCAGGCGCCCCAACCCUGAUGCGCGCCACCCUAAUAAAGUCAUUUCAACUC
Syngnathus typhle (broad-nosed pipefish) is the source of this 1439-nucleotide messenger RNA. It is a transcript of the gene proca, whose product is annotated as protein C (inactivator of coagulation factors Va and VIIIa), a. Gene Ontology annotation, biological process: blood coagulation; proteolysis. The transcript is spliced from 9 exons. Gene Ontology annotation, molecular function: calcium ion binding; serine-type endopeptidase activity. Lineage: Eukaryota; Metazoa; Chordata; Actinopteri; Syngnathiformes; Syngnathidae. Gene Ontology annotation, cellular component: extracellular region. Bases 94 to 1407 code for a protein of 437 amino acids. The record is from RefSeq and is a predicted model, not a curated record.